AUGCAACCGCUACCAAACUUGGGCCAAACAGACAUUGCUCAUCCAUCGGACCCAAAUAUCGACCAAACUACCAUCAACAAAAACAAUGACAUUGUCAUUAAAAAUGUCAUUAAAAAUGACUUUGAAAAUGACUUUAAUGACGACUUUGAUGACGACUUUGAUGACGACUUUGAUGACGACUUUUCAGAAUUUGAGCCUGCCGAGUUUGGAGAGUUUGGCAAGUACAUGACUGCAAAAAGGUCCAAACUUGAACGCCAGGCCCUCGAAACAAUGCGAGCUCAAACCGGUGGUCGCCUGCUCUCACACAUCUUUAUAGGAUGUACAAUCUAUAUCAAUGGUUACACGGGUCCAGAACGUUCAGAUGAACAACUAAGACGACUCAUAGUUGCCCAUGGAGGACGUGCCAUCCAACACAUGUCGCGCAAGGGGAAUGUCACUCAUAUUGUGGCUACAGGACUUACGGCAAGUAAAAAGAUCGAGUACAAAAAUAUGGCCGUUGUAGUUCCACGAUGGGUCGACGCAUGUAUCGAAGCCGGGAAGCUUCUUGAUUGGAAAGAAUAUAGAACAAUUCCUGUUGACUUGACUCGUGGUCAAACAACCUUGGUUCCGUUAAAAAAUAACAAUAUCCAACAGCAACAGCAACAGCAACAGCAACAACAACAGCAACAACAAAAACAAAAACAACAAAAUGAUGGCAUCCCUAGUAUAGCUGACCCAGCUUUUAUAUCUCACUUUUACUCUCACUCACGCCUCCAUCACCUUAGCAUGUGGAAGGCUGCUCUACGUCAUAAAUACCUGGCAGCAGCUGCAGCCGAGUUGGCCAAAAUACCCUCAGCUUGUGCCCCCCUUGAGGACCCCUCUCGGCGUGUUAUUUUGCACAUUGACUAUGACUGUUUCUUUGCUGCCGUCUCGUCACUUAAAUGCAACCCCCCAGUUCCACCAGCUGUUCCGGCAGCAGUGACAUCCGGAUCGCAUGCAAAAUCAGAUAUUGCAUCGGCAAACUAUGCAGCUCGUAAACACGGCGUGCGUAAUGGCAUGCUACUUCAAACAGCACGCGCCAUGUGCCCAGACCUUUAUGUAUUGCAAUAUGAUUUCCCGGCUUAUGCAGAAGCCAGUGCAGCAAUGUACGAAACACUGAGCGCUGCGCGGGCAGGUCCCGUGUGCCCGAUAUCUGUUGAUGAAGCACUUCUUGACGCGACUGAAUGGGUCGCCGCUCAAAUACCCAUUAGUGUUGCUACCCAAAAAGAAGAAGAAAUUGAACGCCUUGCAACCACUUUGGCAAAUACCCUGCGCGCACAAAUCCGCACUAAAACAGGUCUCGAAACUUCGGUUGGAAUCGGACCUAGUGGGUUGUUGGCCCGUGCAGCUUUGGCCCAAGCAAAACCCUCAGGGGUACGGUGUGUGGUAUGGUCCUCCAGAAUCGCUUGUUUGGCAGGAACCUUGCCUGGGUUUACCCCCAUCUCACUGAACGACCUACCUGGGCUGGGCCCCAAUAUUGUAUCAAGACUGCGAGCUGAUCCAUUGCGCAUAAAGUCAUAUGCUGCACUCUCUAGGUUUGCGCGUGGUCUGCCUCCUGAAGAGAAAUCCUUGGAUGCUACAAGUGAUCCCAAAGCUGCAGCCAGGGCGUGCGACGCGUUAACUUGUAUUUUCGGACCCAAACUCGGACGUAGGUUGUGGGAAUAUGGUCAUGCUGAAGAUGUCACUGACUUUGCACGGCACGUUGAAACCGCACUUGCACGCAAGUCGGUAGGUGCGGAAAUCUCGUGGGGAGUACGUGCAACAUGUCGUGAGGACGUGGAAGCAUUUGUGCGUAACCUAUGUGCAGAAGUUGCUAAGAGACUUGCAUGUGGAGGACUAAUGGAAUCUCCUGAAGAUUCAGGGGAGGGGAAUGGGGGGGAGCAGGGAGGAAGUGGCGUGUUGCAACAACAUCAGAAGCCUGGCCCACUUGUUGGGACCAGUGUGAGUGUGCGUGUUUAUAUAGCCAAACUCAAUGCCGACCCGAUGCGUUCCAAGGCCAUGGGCCAUGGACAGUGUGACGUUGUGAGCCGUACACGACAGGUUCCUGGAGGUAUUCCGACACGGGAUGCUCAAGUGCUUGCACAAGUUGCACAGGCUGCACUAGAUGAUACGCCAUGCACGCCCAGCAGGCUACGCGGGGUUGGCGUGACUGUAACACAGUUGGUAGAAGAGGGUAGUGUGAUAAAAAGGAAACGGUCUGGGCCUAUGCUUCGGUUUGUAGACAAGGGCAAACAGAAACGCAAAGUGCACAUUGAGGAGGAGACCCUGGGGAAGAUUGAGAAAGAAGCUCAAGAAAUAUCAAAUGAAGAAGGUGGGGAUGACCAGAAAACAACAACAACAACAACAACAACAACAAUAACGAUCAAAACUCCAACAAAGGACCCGGAAAUUGAUUGGAAUACAUACUAUGAGCUUCCAGAAGAUGUGCGCGCAGCAGUGCGUGCUGAAUAUGCGUUAGCUGCAACCCCGCGCGGACUCAGCCGGAAGCCAGGUGCAUUAUCCUCAGUGCCUUAUACUCGGGAAACCCAGUCGGCGCCUCCCCCGGAUACUCAGUCGAGUGCAAUUUUACCUGGUGUGGUCCAACCUGGUGCAGUCCAACCUGGUGCAGUCAGGCCAGAUGCGGCCCGGUCAGACGCGGCCCGGUCAGAUGCGGUUCGUGCGCCGCCCCGGGUAGUUCUUGGGCCACUGCUAAAGCGCGGGAAACAUACACGUUUUCAGGUACAGUCUGCAAGUGUACCGCAACACCAUGACAUUCUCGCACACCCAUCGCUACUGGACCCCGUAACACUUGGCGAGCUUCCGGACCAUAUUGCUGCCGAACUACAUGCUGCAGUUUCUGCACAUAAACAACACAAACAACAACAAAAACAAUAUAAACACACAUUUGGGCAACCACAAAAGUACCCACCACCACCACCACCACCACCACUACAUGAAAUUGAUUUGGACCUGCGACGACCUGAGGCAUACCGUGUUCGCGCGCCCGUAUUAGACAUUGACGCGCGUGGUGUGCCACUGGUUCGUAUUGGUGAGGGACCCUCUACGGUGGCCGCAUGCGUCACGGCUCGCAUUGUGGAUAAAGUCAGAGACGCAGGUAUUAAACGCAGGCCCGGAAUGGCAGCAAUUGUCGCAUAA
Magnusiomyces paraingens is the source of this 3153-nucleotide messenger RNA. RefSeq lists its product as uncharacterized. Gene Ontology annotation, molecular function: damaged DNA binding; deoxycytidyl transferase activity; DNA-directed DNA polymerase activity. Lineage: Eukaryota; Fungi; Ascomycota; Dipodascomycetes; Dipodascales; Dipodascaceae. The coding region runs from base 1 to 3153 and encodes 1050 amino acids. Gene Ontology annotation, cellular component: nucleus. The record is from RefSeq and is a predicted model, not a curated record. Gene Ontology annotation, biological process: error-prone translesion synthesis; error-free translesion synthesis. The transcript is spliced from 2 exons.